Messenger RNA from Amoebophrya sp. A25, 214 nucleotides. The record is from the annotation of a GenBank genome assembly. Lineage: Eukaryota; Dinophyceae; Syndiniales; Amoebophryaceae.
GUCACCUUUGAAGCACCGGCUUUUGGCCACGCAGUUCCGCGACGAGGACAGUCAGCAGAGACUGCAGCAGUGGUUAGCGAUGAGUAAAGACGAGAUACCUUUGCUGAGACAGCGAGUGAACAUGGAAGCGAGACCGGUGUUUUCGAAGAUCGAGAAACUAGUCACGGGCAUCAGGAAACUGGUUCGGGGAUGUCCGGUGUUCAUGCCCCCAGAC